GAAACUUUCGUGAAUUUAUCAAUUUACUUAUAUUCGUACUCGAAAUAUACAGAAAAUGAGACGAAAACAUUUAUUAAAAUUUAAUCUCGGAUAACAAGUUUAAGACUACGUCAUCUGUUGUUGUGAUCGAAUAAACAUGGAGAAGGUGCGAGGUGGCAUAAUAAUUUGGUUUAUGUUUGCUGUUAAUUACGAAUUAUUUAACGUGUACGAAUGUAGAAAAAUUACAGAAGACGAUAUAAAAUCUUAUAGGGAACAAGUUGUACAAAUGUUUCAGCAUGCUUACAACAAUUAUUUAACAAAUGCUUAUCCUUAUGAUGAAUUAAGGCCAUUAUCUUGUGAUGGAAUGGACACAUGGGGAAGUUUUUCAUUAACCCUUAUUGAUGCUUUGGAUACAUUAGCUGUGAUGGGCAAUUAUAGUGAAUUUCGCAGGGUUGUAGAAAAAAUCAUCAGUACAGCUGAUUUUAAUACCAACAUCAAUGUAUCAGUUUUUGAAACAAAUAUCAGAGUUGUAGGUGGUCUUUUAUCAGCUCAUCUCUUAUCUUUUAAAACUGGAUUAGAACUAGAACCUGGAUGGCCAUGUUCUGGACCAUUAUUACGUUUAGCUGAAAAUAUAGCACGGCGUUUACUACCAGCAUUUCAGACUCCAACAGGGAUGCCUUAUGGAACUGUAAAUCUCCGACACGGAGUACCACCAGGAGAAACAGCUAUAACAUGUACAGCAGGAAUUUCAACAUUUAUUGUUGAAUUUGGUACACUGAGUAGACUUACAGGAGAUUCAAUAUUUGAAGAAACGGCCAUGAAAGCUUUAAAUGCUUUAUGGGAUAGAAGAUCUUCUGUUGGUUUGGUUGGAAACCAUAUAAAUGUUCAAGAAGGAAAGUGGACAGCAUUAGAUGCAGGAAUAGGGGCAGGAGUUGAUUCUUAUUAUGAAUAUUUAGUCAAAGGAUCAAUUUUACUUCAUAAACCUGAAUUGAUGAAAAUGUUUAAAGAAUAUUAUCGGGUGAUUUCAAAAUAUAUGAAGAGAGAUGACUGGUACAUGUGGGUUAGUAUGGGAAGUGGCCAAGUGACCAUGCCUAUUUUUCAGUCUUUAGAAUCAUUUUGGCCAGGUCUUUUAACCCUCUUUGGAGAAAUUGAUCAAGCACAGAAAACUCUGUAUAAUUAUCAUCAGGUGUGGAAACAGUAUGGUUUUACCCCAGAAUUCUAUGACAUAGUUCGAGGACAAGUUAACAACAGACGAGAAGGAUAUCCACUACGUCCAGAACUAAUAGAAAGUGUUAUGUAUCUUUAUCGAGCCACAAGAGAUCCUCAUUUGUUAGAAGUUGGAGUUGACAUACUUAAAUCUAUCCAGCAUAGUGCCAGAACAGAUUGUGGAUAUGCAACUAUAAAAAAUGUCCAAGAUCAUCGAGUAGAAGACAGAAUGGAAUCUUUUUUCCUAGCAGAAACCACAAAAUAUUUAUAUUUGCUCUUUGAUCCAUCAAAUUUUAUUCAUUCGAACGGCAGCUGUGGUGAAGUCAUUAAGACUGCGGGUGGAGAAUGCAUUAUCGGUACGGGCAGCUAUAUAUUCAACACUGAAGGGCACCCAAUAGAUACUGCUGCAGUUUACUGUUGUAGUGCAGAAAAGAAAGAACAGGAUACAUUGCAACAAAAUUUUCAAGACAGUUUAGAUUUAUUAUCGAUCUUGGAAAUUUCGGAAAAAGACAAUUUCUUAAACAUCUUUCAGAAAAGCCAGAAAAAACACUCUACAAUUGAAAAUGGAUACGGAAAAGGAUAUAACAUUUUUCCACCAAAAACAGACAAUCCUAUAAAUUUAGAAAGAGAUGACAACAUAACAGAGAGUGCACAGCCAGUGUUUUUUGAUUCAAUGGACAAAAUAACAGAAUCUCCUACAGAGAGUGAUAAAGAAAAUUUAUCUUCGGAAUCUGAACCAAAUACGUUAAAAAACAAAAUAAUUUUGCAGUCUAAUUUAGAAACUACCAUUAAAACUAUUGAAGAUUCAACAGGCGAAGAAGACUUAGAAAUACAAAGUAGUUGGAAUGACAAUUCUCAGAUUACCUCAGAUGACAAAGUGUCCCAUAAAAAUGAAGGCAUUGAUGACGACGACGACAAAGAAUCAGUAUUACAUUCCUCAUCUUCGAAUUUCAAUUCCAGUGAUAUUUCUAUUUCCAAUCCUAUUAAAAUCAUUCCUGUUUCACCUCAAGUACCUCUUACUAAACUUCCUACAGACAAUAAACUUCAUACCUCAUCAAAUCCGUGGGAAUUACUCUACUGUCCAGCACAGCAAUUUCUUGCCAGGUUAUGUCUAAAAGGUGAAAUGUUUAAUAUUAAUUAAAUGAUGCAGUUUUGUAAUAGAAUGUUUAUAUGGUAGAAUCUCGUUUUAACUGAUUGCUCAUGCUGCUGAGAAUCUGUUAUAUUGCAAAUAGAUUUCCCACACACCCAGGAAAAUAUGUUAUUCAACCUCCUAUAUAUAAAAAAUACCUGUUAUUCAGAUCUCUAUUCUUUACCCCAUAGAAACAUGUAUGUUACAAGAUCAUAUAUUAUGCCAUAAGAAUGUACAACAAAGCUGGCAGAAACUGUAUAUACUGUAAGCACAAGUAAAUUAUAGUAGAGCGUCUGUUAUCCGAAAGCAUUCGUCGACAAAUUUAAAUUUUCGCUAGUGCUGUGGCAUUGCAAUCUUUGGCUAUAU
Messenger RNA from Centruroides sculpturatus (bark scorpion), 2680 nucleotides. Its product is annotated as ER degradation-enhancing alpha-mannosidase-like protein 2. The coding region runs from base 137 to 2326 and encodes 729 amino acids. Gene Ontology annotation, molecular function: calcium ion binding; mannosyl-oligosaccharide 1,2-alpha-mannosidase activity. Gene Ontology annotation, cellular component: endoplasmic reticulum; membrane. The record is from RefSeq and is a predicted model, not a curated record. The transcript is spliced from 9 exons. Gene Ontology annotation, biological process: mannose trimming involved in glycoprotein ERAD pathway; carbohydrate metabolic process; endoplasmic reticulum mannose trimming. NCBI's taxonomy places the organism in Eukaryota, Metazoa, Arthropoda, Arachnida, Scorpiones, Buthidae.